CAGAGAACUCAGAAGGAAUUAUGGGUAUAACCUUCCAAAGCACGCACAGAGUGAUUUGGCUUUUCCAACCUGCUGAAAUUUGCAGCAUCUCCCCAAGCAAAACCACCAGCUGCAGACCAAGUGUGCAAGAAGAGAGCUUUGUGGUGGGCACGGUGCAGACCCAAAACUAUACUAGUAAGGAAGGAAAAAAAAUUAAUCAACUGGGAACAAUGAAGUCCCUCUCCUUCAUGCUUGCUGGUGUCAUCCACCUUUUAUCCCUGGGCUCUGGAAAAGCCAUAUGCAAGGAUGACAUUCCUCAGAGAACAUUUCAAGAAAUAAAAAAAGAAAUAGCCAGCUAUGAAGAUGUCGCUAAAGCAAUUAUCAACCUUGCUGUUUAUGGUAAACACCAGAACCGGUCCUAUGAGCGCUUGGGACUUCUAGUCGACACUGUCGGGCCCAGGAUGAGUGGGUCUAAGAGCCUAGAGAAAGCUAUCCAAAUCAUGUACCAGAACCUACAGGACGAUGGUCUGGAGAAUGUCCACCUGGAGCCGGUCAAAAUACCCCACUGGGAGAGGGGAGAAGAAUCUGCGUUGAUGUUGCUGCCGAGAAUUCACAAGAUGUCUAUUCUGGGUCUUGGCAGCAGUGUUGGGACUCCCCCAGGAGGCAUUACAGCAGAAGUACUGGUAGUGACCUCUUUUGAUGAACUCCAAAGAAGGGCAUCAGAGGCAAGAGGGAAGAUCAUUGUUUAUAAUCAGCCCUACAUCAACUAUGGGAUGACAGUACAAUACCGUGUGCUUGGAGCCGUGGAGGCUGCCAAGGUGGGGGCUGUGGCAUCCCUCAUCCGAUCAGUGGCUUCCUUUUCCAUCUACAGCCCUCACACAGGUAUUCAGAGAUAUGAAGAUGGUGUGCCCAAGAUUCCGACAGCCUGUAUCACAGUGGAAGACGCAGAAAUGAUGUCACGCAUGGCGUCUCGUGGGAACAAAAUUGUCGUUCACCUGGAGAUGGGAGCAAAGACCUACCCGGAUGCGGACUCAUUCAACACUGUAGCGGAGAUCACUGGGAGCAGGUACCCAGAGCAAGUUGUACUGGUCAGUGGCCAUCUGGACAGCUGGGAUGUUGGGCAGGGCGCCAUGGAUGACGGUGGUGGAGCCUUCAUAUCAUGGGAAGCACUGUCACUCGUUAAAGAUCUUGGGCUGCGUCCAAAGAGAACUCUACGCCUGGUGCUCUGGACAGCGGAAGAGCAAGGUGGAGUUGGUGCCUCCCAGUAUUACGAGCAACAUAAGGCAAAUAUAUCCGACUACAGUCUGGUGAUGGAGUCUGACUCAGGGACCUUCUUACCCACUGGGCUGCAGUUCACCGGCAGUGACAGAGCCAGAGCUAUCAUGAAGGAGGUCAUGAAUCUGCUGCAGCCCCUCAAUGUCACCAACCUCUUCAGCGAUGGAGAAGGGACAGAUAUUGACUUCUGGAUUCAAGCUGGAGUGCCUGGAGCCAGUCUGCGUGAUGAUGACUUAUACAAAUAUUUCUCCUUCCAUCAUACCCACGGAGACACCAUGACUGCCGUGGAUCCAAAGCAGAUGAAUGUGGCUGCUGCUAUUUGGGCUGUUGUUGCCUAUGUCGUUGCAGACAUGGAAGAAAUGCUACCCAGGUCCUGAGGAGAACAAGAAGGAAGGUCCUUGCUCUCUUUAGCUGGGAAUCCUGGCAUCGUCAAGAUACCCAUCUUCAAAACACAGGGUUGAGCACUUCAUCUACAGGGCACAGCUUUCUUCACACCCUCUGUUAAUCAUCUUUCCUGGAUACUGUCUCACCUGUUCCUACAAUAAGGCAUGAUCCUCACUACUCCACAGAAUCAGCACACUGUAGGCAAUCAUUAUCAAGGCAUUUCCUUAUACCACUUUGAAGACAUAUUGUUUCCCACUUUGAAAAUAAACAAAUCCGUGAAAAGCC
Mesocricetus auratus (golden hamster) is the source of this 1923-nucleotide messenger RNA. It is a transcript of the gene Cpq, whose product is annotated as carboxypeptidase Q. The coding region runs from base 21 to 1631 and encodes 536 amino acids. The transcript is spliced from 8 exons. Gene Ontology annotation, molecular function: metallodipeptidase activity. Gene Ontology annotation, biological process: proteolysis; peptide catabolic process; thyroid hormone generation. The record is from RefSeq and is a predicted model, not a curated record. NCBI's taxonomy places the organism in Eukaryota, Metazoa, Chordata, Mammalia, Rodentia, Cricetidae.